This is a messenger RNA of Drosophila hydei, 538 nucleotides long. RefSeq lists its product as uncharacterized. NCBI's taxonomy places the organism in Eukaryota, Metazoa, Arthropoda, Insecta, Diptera, Drosophilidae. The coding region runs from base 120 to 515 and encodes 131 amino acids. The transcript is spliced from 2 exons. The record is from RefSeq and is a predicted model, not a curated record.
CAAAUAAAAAUUAAAGUGCUAAACUUUCGCGCAGACAGUUUAACAAAUACUGCACACAUAGAGUUUCAUGCAUAUGAGCCUAUCCAAUAGAUAUAUAUAUAUAUAUUUAAAAGCAAAGUAUGACCGAUAAUCAGGCGGGGCCAGUGGCAAAGGAAUCGACUACCCACAGCGAAAACCCACAGCCGGUGCCAUCGACAACAUCCACUAGUGCUGUACCACCUGGUUGCCCGGCCAAUGUUGUGACCAUACCCGUGCCCAUUCUACAAUCGGAGGGCAAUUUCGCUUACGUCACCGUGAAGGGCUCGCUGCAUGAUUACACCUGUACCGUAUUUGGCUUGAAUCAGGCUGAGGUGCAAGCCUUGUCGAAUCGUUUAUCCGUUAAGCCUUGCGUCAAUGGAGUCCUAGUCGCUGUACCGCCAAUGGUUAUGCUAAAUACCCUAGCACAACUCAGCUAUAAGGUAGUUUGUAGCUGCGGCGAAGCGGAAAUCUGUUGGACAAUGCAGCGCGAGGUUUAACGAAGUUGCAAAGUUUGAUUCGA